This is a messenger RNA of Cydia pomonella (codling moth), 2627 nucleotides long. RefSeq lists its product as uncharacterized. The record is from RefSeq and is a predicted model, not a curated record. Bases 92 to 2155 code for a protein of 687 amino acids. The transcript has 2 exons. Lineage: Eukaryota; Metazoa; Arthropoda; Insecta; Lepidoptera; Tortricidae.
CCAUAUAAAAUCAAAGAUAUAAAGAUAUCACGUACUAUAUUAACUGAUUUCAAGAUGGACUGAGGUUUCUUCCAGUGAAUAAUGAGACACAAUGUUAACGUCAUAUUUGUUUGUUGUUGGAUUCGGUUUGGCGGCAGCUAACCCGAUACUACAGAGAAUACCGAUACCAGGCCAGUCGUACCCAUCGCAAGCAUGUCCAACAUGUCCAACCCAAACGUGUUCGUCACAAACAUAUUCAACGGUCCGACCACCCUGCCAGACUUGUCAGAACCCCUACCGAAACGUCUAUAGUCAACCAACCAAUAACUGCCCUUGUAACAAACAAGUUACAGCCCAAAAUCCAGUAGCAAAUUUAAUAAACCAAGAUGCUUUAAGUCAACUCGUUAUGAGAAGACUUCUAAGUACACCUCAACCACAAACGCAAGUUAAUCCUGCUCCAGCAUGUACCUAUUGUGAAGCACAAAAAACUCCACCAAAUAUUAUUAAUAACUAUAUUAUAAUACCUCCUGAAUAUUUUAAAACAAAUGAAACUAAAAUAGAUAAAGAAGAAUCAGGAACAAGAAAAAGUAAAAGAAGGAGAAAACAAAGUAAACGGAGGAAUCAAGAAAAUAUCACGUGUCCUUGUGAAGAUGAAGAAAGUAAAGGUAAAAUCAUUGAAGAAAAACAAGAAUCAUCUUGUCUGUGUGACAAAGAUACUUCUAUAGUUGGCGGGGCUGAAGUAAAAAACGGUAAAAUAGACGAUGCUCCUACAUUGAAAAAAGAUAAUGAUAAAGUACUACCAGAAAGUGCUCCUAGUUCAAAAAAUACGAAAACAUCACAACAUGAUGAAGUCCCUAGGGAAACUGAACUUGCAGACAAGAAUCACUUGGACACUAAAAAGACAAGGAAAGAAAACCGAGUAAGAAAAAUGAGUCUAGAAGAUGCUAUAAUCAAAGACUUUUGUAAAAAGCAUCCAACCAUACCAGAAGAAAUUGCCAGAAGUUUACUGAAGAAAUUAAAACAUCAGAUGUACAAAAAAGAAAACCCACAUUACAGUCCAUACCCAUUCGCACCUUAUGGUUAUCAUUAUUACGACCCUGAACUGUUUUACCCAAGAAGUUAUGAUUAUCCAUGGGCAUAUACAGAUGUAGUUGAAAGUGAUAGAAGAUCUAGAAAAAGAAAGCAACAUCGUUCAGGGAGACCAAAUAGGAAACAUAAGGAAGAAGUAAAAGAAAACACAGAUAUAAGUAAUAAACAAUCUGAAAAAAUAGUGGAUAAGAAUCCAACAGUAAUUAAUAUAGAAACGGAAACAAUCACGACAGAGAAAAUUACAGCUAGUACAGAAAAAGUAAAAGAAAAUGUAGCCGUUAAUAACUCCGAAACCCAAAUGGAAAACCCUAAUGAUUUACUCGAUCAAUUGGAUCAAAUGAAAGCUAAAUUUGCUAAACUUAAUGAAAUAGAAACUACGACUGUUAGUUAUAAUAAACACAUCGAACAAUACCCAGAAUUAGGAAAAGAAGAUAAAGUACCUACUGUUUAUAAUAACGGAGUAGAUGAUUACUAUCCCGACUUUAGAGGCGAUAAUAUUCCAUUUUAUGCUAGUGAUGAAGAAUGUGAUAGCAAAGAAGACAUUUAUCAAUACAAUACUAACAUAAAUGGAGGAUUUGACUCCAAAAGGUACGUAAGCCAUAAAAAAUCUAGUAAUAACUCCCGUGAAGACGAAACAAGUACUGAAUACCCUGUUUCCGUCUCAACUGAAUCUUACGAUAGUUACGAAGAGUCAAAAGACGGAAGCGAUGAAAUACGAUUCAUAAUUCCUCCUCAUUUAGAACUACCUGACUUUGAAACUAAACAAAUUAACAAACUUCAAACUAAUGACUUUGUUGCAGAUGAUUUAAACACAUACUCUGAUGCUACAGCUAAACAAGAAAUUGAAAUUAAACCUGCUAAAGUGUUUACUAAAGACAAAUCAGGUAGGACUAAUAUAGAGACCGUGUAUGGGCAUUCUAGAGUGGUUAAAUAUGGACACGAUACAGAUUCAGCAGCUUCGGAACCUGUUAUUACAUAUUAUUUGCCAGAAGACGCGAUGACAGAAGAUCGCAUUCAAUUACCAGACGGAGAAGGGAUUAUUGUUGUUGCGAAAUCAAUUCGAGAUCUAGAAGAUUGGGAAAUAUAGAUUUCUUAAAGCUUUCAUUAAUUUUGAAUCAAUUUGAGUACGACUAUGGGUUAUGUACAACUGAUUAAUAAAAUUAUUAAAAUCUUUUAAAAUGUUUGGGUAUCAUUUGGACAAAUAAAUCCAUUUUUAAAAUGCAUGAGCUCCACAAGGGCCUACCCUAAAAAUACCCGAAUUUUAUUAUGUUCGUACAAUCGCCAUCAGAUAUAUCGGAGCGGUCGUAGUGCUAAAAAUAUCUGAACACGCACUCUAAAUCCUUGACAAUAGAGGCGUGUUCAGAUAUUUGUGAGUACCUUGGCUGUUCCGAUAUAUCUGAUGGCGACUGUACCUAUGCAUUACGACUUUGAAAGUGAGCGAGCGUACACUGAAAGAGAGCAGUGCUUAAAAAUGGUUUAUUUGUCUCUAAUUCCUUACUACUUAUAAAUACAAUAAAUUGUACAUUUUUUAUUUUUAAUAAACAAUUAUUAAAUGAUUA